AUGCCCCCAGCCCAAACGCCCUCGCCAGCUUCGAAUUUCCUACCCACUUUCAGGUUCCGACGCCCACCAUGGGAGUCCCGAGAUGCACCGCAAGCGACGCCGGUCACGGCAGCCCCGGCAGCCCCGGGCCAUCGUGCAUUGGCGAGCAUGUUGGAGGGGGGCGAGGACGGCUUGUCAACGUCGUCGUCGUCCUCGGAGCCGGAGCCGGAGCUGACGAAUGCCGAGGAGGAGGGCGGAGGGAGAGAUCCUCGUACAGCUCCCCGGGCUCGGGGGGGAGGAGGGGAGGGGCACGAUUGGGAGGAAGGUGAGGACGACGAGGACCACGAGGACGAUGAAGAGGAGGGGGAGGAGGAGGGCGUCGUCGACGACGAGGAGGAGGAAGGUGCUUACGAUGAAGGCAUCCGAUCGGUCUCUAAACCCGAAUCCGCCAUGCCGACUCCCCAGCGGGCUACCCUCCCGCCCAGUCCGCCGGCAGAGGAGGAUAUCCAGUUGAUCACCGGGCAGAUGCGCCUCAUUGACAUUAUGCGGCGGACCAGACUCGAAACGGGCCGGGCCGAGCGACCAUCCCCCCAACGCGCCGACGAGGUCGGGCGUGCCAGCAGAAACCUUGCUAACCUGACCCUGAAUGAAGUGCCCAUGGAAAUCGACAACCCCUUCGAUCCGACCGCCUUGGGCUUGCGGGAGAUUGGGAAUCUGGCGAGCUGGACCGUGAGCAGCUGCAAGCCCGGGUGCGGCGUUGAUGCGUUGAGGGAUGACGACACGGGAUUGUUCUGGCAAUCAGAUGGUCCCCAGCCCCAUCACCUCAACAUCCACUUCUCCCGCCUCGUCUCCAUCCUCUCCAUCCGCAUCUUCCUCGACUUCGAGGCCGACGAGUCCUACACACCUACCCGGAUCACCCUGCUUGCCGGGACGGCCUACCAUGACCUGAUCCCCUUUGCAGCCCUCUCAUUCGAGCAACCGAAAGGCUGGAUUGACGUUCCCCUCGACCACGUCGGAGGCGCUCCUGAUGGCAGGACGCUAAGGGUUUUCUUGGUACAAGUCAGGAUUAUCGAGAAUCAUCAGAACGGAAAGGAUACGCAUCUCAGAGGUCUGAAGAUUUACGCGAGGGAUGACCGGGCUAGUCGAGGACUGAAUGGGCUGAUUGGCGAGAAGCAGCCGCAGCAGACCACGCCGGUGAUGGAGAGGCAGGCUCCGGCCAUGGAGAGGUCGUGGUUGGCCAAGCCGGAUUGGAUGGGCGAGCCGGAGCUGAGAUGA
Molecule: messenger RNA, 1254 nt
Organism: Drepanopeziza brunnea f. sp. 'multigermtubi' MB_m1
Lineage: Eukaryota; Fungi; Ascomycota; Leotiomycetes; Helotiales; Drepanopezizaceae
Source: RefSeq, a predicted model, not a curated record